Molecule: messenger RNA, 5363 nt
Organism: Lytechinus variegatus (green sea urchin)
Lineage: Eukaryota; Metazoa; Echinodermata; Echinoidea; Temnopleuroida; Toxopneustidae
Product: dentin sialophosphoprotein-like
Exons: 35
Coding region: 36-5363 (1775 amino acids)
Biological process (GO): cortical actin cytoskeleton organization; actin filament network formation
Cellular component (GO): cytoplasm; cytoskeleton
Molecular function (GO): actin filament binding
Source: RefSeq, a predicted model, not a curated record
AUACAUAAGGAGGAGUUAUACAUCGCUUGAGAAAGAUGGCUUAUAACAUAGAGGAGAGGCGGAAAAAGAGAGCGGAGAGGCAAAAACAAAGAGAGUUAGAGGAUUGUGGUCUACAACUCUCUCAUAAUGGAACAUACUUGGAUCUUGAACAAUCCAUUGACGAUCAGAGGGACGACUUUGAGGGCUUUGAACGAAAGGGCAGGAAUUCUGUUAUUGUGCGAACUCAGCUCACUGUCCGUGUUCGUGGCAUACAAGAGAAGCUCCUGAACUCGUCAGGAAGAGAGCUUCGACGAGCGCUCUUCUCCCUCAAGCAGCUCUUCCAGGAUGACAAAGAUCUUGUCCAUGAAUUUGUUAGCUGCGAUGGCCUCGACUGCCUCAUCAAGCUUGGCUCUGAGGCUGACCAGAACUACCAAAACUAUAUUCUUAGAGCUAUUGGUCAGAUCAUGCUGUAUUUGGAUGGUAUGAAUGGAGUGAUUGAACACAAUGAGACAAUAAAAUGGCUCUACUCAUUACUUGAUAUACAGCAUCGUCUUGUGACCAAGUCAGCUCUAAAGCUCCUUCUUGUGUUUGUGGAAUACACGGAAACCAAUGCCCAACUUCUACUGCAGUCCACGAAGGAGGUGGAUGGGAAGAAUCGUAACAAGCCAUGGCACAAUCUAAUGGAGCUUCUAAAGGAUGAAGGGCAGGAUGCUGAAAUCAUGACCUAUGUUAUGACCCUCUUUAAUAAGACUCUCAAUGCCAUCCCAGAUCAGGACUCCUUCUAUGACAUCACAGAUGCCUUAGAGGUUCAAGGUAUGGAACAGGUUACACAGAGGCUGACGGGACGGUCUGGAACGGACCUAGACCUGAUGGAGCAGAUUCGCAUCUAUGAGUUUGCUCUCAAGCAUGAAGACGGUGAAGAGGACAUCCCGAUGCAACAGAAGCAAAGCUUACGCAAGGCACGGCGGAGCAUGGACCCUGCCACAGACCGGAAGAGCAUGAGGUCACUCCGGACCACGCCUGAAUGGGGCAACGAUGUCAACAAGAGGGUUUCUCUGGACCCUAAGCUGCGUAGUACGCCGGAGGAGACGUCAUCGAAUAGCGGGAACGAGGAUUGUCUGUCGGCACAGAGGAGGAGAAGGGAAAGGAGAAGAGCGCAGAAUUCCAACUAUGACGAAGGGACCACACCCACCUCAUCACAGAACGGCAACGGAAGCGACAUGAUGAUGACAUUAGAAGAAAGGAGGCAGAGGAUACGAGAGAGGAACAAUGCCAUGAACUCUGACAGCACCCCAAGUACUCCUAGUGGGGACCAAAAUGCUGCACCCAAAAAGCGACACAAGUUAUCCAUCCGAGCUGUUGUAAAAGAAGAGAGCACGGCCGAUAUCCUCAGCGCCUCCCCUCAAACCCCCCAAACAGAUCCUCUUAGAAAUGAAAAGAAUCAGUCGUCAGAAUCUUCAACCAACCAAUCAUCAUCUCGCAAUCGUCUCAGGCCGGUGAUUAAGGCGGAAUCAGGCAAAGAGAAUGGGGAGGAUGAGAACUAUGGAACCUGGCCCUCCCCUGCAAGGAGGCGGAAACAGUACGAGAGGAAGGCACAGAAUCCACGGCAGAAGAAGAAGGAUGAGGACGAUGGGGAUGACAUCAUGGCGUUGCUCCGAGGAGGGUCAUCGUCGGGGUCGAAAAACAAGGAUACAAACUCUGGAGGGCCGGUUGAGAAUGGCAAUGAACUGAACCACUCAGUGGUGGUUACAAGGACUCGUAAGGCUACUAAACCUGAAGAAACAAAAGAACUAGAGGAUCGAAAGGAAACAUCUGGUAGACCAAGAGAAACGGACAGUCCUGCUGAUAAAAGGGUAGAAGAGAAAGCUGCCGAAAAGACAGAGGAUGCAGCAAGCAUUACUUUGAAGAGACCAACGAAUGAACAGAAUGUUGAUGCUGCUGGAAAGGAUAGAGAGAUGAGGAAUGUAGAAAAAGAGAAUGAGACCAAAGUGGAGAGUGGUAAGGGUUCUAAAGGGGGAUCGUCAAAGAAGCCCGUUGAGAGGCGAAGAAGCAUCAAGGCCAUGGUGAGCAUCACUAAGGAGGAAGAACAGAUUGUGGAGGAAACCAAUGAUAUUAAACCUGAUGAAACAAGCGACAAGUCUGCUGAAGAAUCAAGGAAAGAUGAGACUAAACAAGAGAAUCUAAAAGACCAAACCAUAGAUGAGCCGAAGCUGAAUGCCGAGGUUGAGAAGAAACACGAGUUAAAUAGGGAGGAUGGUAAAGAGAAAGGUCAGGAGAAUGACAAGAUCGAGAAUGGAAGCCUCAAAGGCAAAGGAAGGGGAAGGUCGCAAAGAACCAUGAAUAAUAAAAUCUUUGCCAAUGAGAAGGAAGAUGACUUGAUGACGCUGCUUACAGGAGGUGUUUCAUUACCAAGGAACUUCAAGACCAAAGAUCACAAACACAGGUGUCCCGGGGAACACACGAAAAAUGGGACGAUUGAGCGUAAGAACGGAAAGGGAGGAGAGAAGAAGAAAGGGAAGGAUGAGACUGAUUUUGGCACUUGGCCAAGGAAGAAGAAAAAAGAUGUUGAAGAGAAGAAGAUUGAUAAAGAGGAAGACAUCAUGGCAUUCUUGAAGGGUGGCUUGGAUGCAACAAACGAUGCAGAAGAGGAGGAAGAAGAAGAGGAAGAGGAAGAAGAAGUGAAGGGACACAUCUGUGAAAUCUGUGGACAGAACCUUGAUGAGAUGUAUGAUGAAGAGGAGGAAGAAGAGGAGAAUGCAGAAGAGGUGGGAGAGGGGGAGGAGGAGGAAGAAGAAGAAGAGGAGGAAGAAGACAAGAACAAGGAUGAGUACUCGACCAAAUGUGAAGAGACCCUUGAGGAAGUCGACAAGGAACCAGAGCUUUUCAGACGUCACACCCAGAAGGACAACAACAUGGAUGAUCUGCUGAUGAUCCUUAGGAGUGGUAGCCAGAGUGGACCAACUCCAGAUGAGGAAGAGGAUGAGGAUGAUGAUGAAGGAGACGAGACCUCAACCUCUGAAGAAGAUGUUACCGUCAAGGAAAAGCCUAAAAGUUUGUGGGGAAUGUCAAGUGAGAAUAUCAAUUCUGAUUCAUCAUCCAUUCUCUAUGGAGAUACUAGUGCUGACAAAUGGGCUCGCCUGGCUAACCCUGAACCCAUCUUGCGGAGGACACAUUGGGGUCUGCUGCCCACUACAUGGAUCCCUUACUGCCCGGGAGAGUUAGCCAGUUCCCCGUAUGCCACACUCCCAAGACAGAAGCACCCUGUAACCACCAGGAGCUCCUCCGUUACCUCCAAGCCCCCUACAGGGGUAACCUCUACACCCCCAUCUACCUCUUACACCUCCUCCACCACCCCUCGCUCCAGCUCUAGGGGUACGGAAAGGAGUUAUGGUGAUGGGAGGACAGAUAGUAGUUCUACCAGAAACAGGAGCUCAGAGAGUAGUUAUACCGAUAGGCGGGCAGAGAGAGGUACGGACAGGGGGACGGAUAGGGAUAAAUACAGCUCCAGUUCAACAAAUGACUCCUAUUCCCGAACAAACCGUGAAUACCGUCGUUCUUCAUCGUCGUACGAGCCUUCUUCAAGAAAAAGCAGUGUAUCAUCCCGACCUGGAGAUACUACAUCUGUGGUCAAUGUACCACGAUCCCCCACUUCCCCCUCCUCCCCCUCCUCAUCAUCGUAUAGCCAAAACGUCACUCCUCGAUCGUACCGUCGCUCGACCUCCAUCGAGUCUGUCAAGUCACCGACAACGAAGUCACCUACGACUACCAAGAAGGAACCUGAGAAUGAUAUAAUGGCCCUCCUUUCAUCAGGCGAUGUAUCUAAAGAUAGGAGCUCAACUACGAGCAGCACAGCCUCUUCAUCUUCUAAACAGUCAAGUACAAUAAUUAAGCCCUCGUGGCAAUUUGAUGAAGGCUACGACUCGCUUCCUUCAACAUCAUCCUCAAACUCAAAGUCUAAAACAGACGAUGAACUUUGGGAGAAGUAUAACAGUGAUUCUUAUGCUCAGAAGAGGAAAGAACGACGAGAACAGUUGAGAAAAUAUCUCGAAGAGGACACGCCCCUCAUACCAUCAAGGUUAGAACGGUCUUCAUCAACAAUGUCCACAGACUCCACAGAAAGUUCAAGAACAUCUUCAUCAAGAAGAACAGACACAACACCCAGUACAUCAAUGGAUGUCUCAUCUGGAAGUGUAUCGUAUAGAAGAAGGAAUAGAGAUACAGAUAAUGAAUCUAUUGCAUCCACAGACACAACUGAAACCAAGAAAGAAGAGUUAACCAUGUCUUCCUAUGUUCCAAGGUCAAGAAGGAGACAUGAAGCUGUUGAAGAGAAACCCGCUGAAGAAAAAUCGGCCGAAAACAGCACAUCUUUGAGCAUGCCGUAUAGAAGCAGGAGACGACGAAUGUUUGAUGAUACAACUAAAACCACUACCAAUCAGGAAUCAUCAAGUACAAAGACUUCAGAGAGAAGGCCGAGAGACAGGACGACAUCCGAGUCUUCAGAUAAAACCACUGAAAACAAAGAGUUAAAGAAACCUGAUUAUCUUACAAAUGGCAUCGCUGCACGUAGGAGUAGACAAGCAGAAGAAAAGAAGGAAAGUAAGACAGAGAAGACAUCAACAGUAAAUGAAGUGAAGGCAUCCACUCCACAAACAAAGAGAGAGUCCGACACCAGAUCGGCUAAUGUUAUAUUAGAUCAAUUGAGAGGCGGUGAUGUCAAAGCCAAACCAGUUGAAAAUGGUGAUAUUUCUGCAAUCUCAAACACUGAUGAUGAAACGUCAAGUAGAUACAGGUGGAGAAGAGACAAGGAAGCUGACAAGAAGGAGAAACCAGAAGAGACCAAGGUGGUGAAUGGUGACACAUCUUCAGUGAGUAAACCAAAGGAAGACGUAGAAACCAAGAAGAAAGAUGAGAUCAGGGAACCAGUCCAAGACAAACCAGCAGACACCAAAGAUGAGGAGAAGAAACUUAAUCAAAAUACAAGGAGAACUUUUAUUGUGAAAAAACCUCAAAUCCAGAUAGAAGAAACCGAGGAGAAGAAAAAGGAAGAAACUUCAGAAAAUAACAAGAACAAGGAACCAAGUCAAGAGGAGAAAGAGGAAGUAGUUGUGCCUUUGAAACCAGUUGUUACAGAUACUAAAUCUGCUGUCAGGACUACAGACAAAAAUGAACAAGCACCAAAAGUGAUUGUUGAAAAUGGUAAGGCCGAGACUGAUCCGUCAGAUCGCGGGAAUUUAUUGUCCGUGACGACCAGUGAUCAGGAAGAGAAUGGUUCAUCGGAAUGUGAAAAAAUUGGAAGAGCGCAAGGUAGAACUUCAGGAAGUGAAAGAGAAAGAGGAGGAGGAGAAAAAGAAGUUGCAAGAGGACAAGGAAAUCUUGAACAAUAG